Nasonia vitripennis (jewel wasp) is the source of this 3564-nucleotide messenger RNA. Its product is annotated as tetraspanin-33. The record is from RefSeq and is a predicted model, not a curated record. NCBI's taxonomy places the organism in Eukaryota, Metazoa, Arthropoda, Insecta, Hymenoptera, Pteromalidae. Bases 841 to 1674 code for a protein of 277 amino acids. The transcript is spliced from 5 exons. Gene Ontology annotation, biological process: protein maturation; protein localization to plasma membrane. Gene Ontology annotation, cellular component: membrane.
AUUUUUUUAUUUGCAUCUCGCUGUGCAUGGGGUAGGUAGAUUAAAGUUUAUGGGAUAUAUUAGUAUUCGCGUUUUAUAUUUAAGUCUUGGGUAACUAGAUUUGGUGCAUAGGGUUCUUUUUUUUAGUUUUAGAUUAACACUUUCUAAUUCAUCGGCGCAGCUACCGGUAAUUCGAACAUUUUCUAAUUGAUGCAGGGUCCCCCGAUGGCUGACUUCAGGGGACGAAGCAGAUCGCUCUUACCGUGAUGCCCUCUGAAGUUAGCAUUCGAGCGACCCUCCGAAUAAUCGUGACCUAGUACUGUGCAGGAGGAAUUCAAAUCGACUUCCUGUUGGCGGGCGCCAGCAUAGGGCAGCAGCUAUCGGGGUCAUAACACCUUAGAUGUUGCAGCGCCCUCAUAACGCAGGCAGCAUCCUCAAAGCUGUAUAAAUAUAUAUGGCGGCGUUCAUUUUCCUUUUAUAUCUAUGCUCUUCCCUCCGAAUGUAUAAUAAACACUCAAAAUAACAAAAUGGCUUAUAGCAACUUUUUGCUUGUCAAAAAUACCGAGAAAUGUUUAUAAAUUUUCUAAAUCUCAUUCAUGGCUCAUUCAUGGCUCUUCGUUAAAAGUUCAACUGAAUACACGAUUUCGUUCUUCGUUUAUAAUUAGAAGGUCGAUCAACAAAACAAGAAUACUUACUCAAUAUACUUAAAACAAUGCUAAUAAUUUAAAAUUCUUUUGUUGAGUUAGCAAAGGUUUUUCUUAAUAAAUACGUGGCAACACGAUAAAUUAUUACCCUGCCAAACUCAGAAGUUAUAAAAUUGAUCUUUAUUCUAGUAUUAUUUAUCGUAUACAAACAUUAAAAAUGAAUAAUCGCAGACGAACAAAUAACUUUACUUAUGUAAGCUCUUGUGUAAAGUAUAUGAUUUUUAUGCUUAACUUUAUUUUCUGGCUAUUCGGAGGCUUGCUUAUAGGAGUUGGACUUUAUGCUUUUGUGGAUAAAUGGCAAAUGACUGGAUCUGUUCGAGUAGAAAAUGUAUAUGACAUAGUAUUGAAUAUUUCUCUUGUAAUGAUUAUAGCAGGAGCUGUAGUUUUUAUAGUUAGUUUUGCUGGGUGUGUUGGUGCAUUAAGAGAAAAUACAUGUUUGCUCAAAUUUUAUUCUCUGUGUCUACUGAUUUUCUUCUUAUUAGAAAUGGGUGUAGCAAUAGUUGGCUUUGUCUUUCCACAUACUUUACAAUCAUUAUUAGAAGAGUCAUUUACAGAUAAAAUAAUACAAACAUAUCGUGAAGAUCCAGAUUUGCAAAACUUUAUUGAUUUUGGCCAAAAAGAGUUUAAAUGUUGUGGCUUGAGUCAAAUAGGUUAUCUGGAUUGGGGUAAAAAUGAAUAUUUCAAUUGCUCUAGUCCUAGUAGCGAAGGGUGCGGUGUUCCCUUUUCUUGUUGCAUAAAUGAUACAAAUAUUGCUAGUAGAUUAGUAAAUAAUAUGUGCGGCAAUGGAGUGCAGAAAACACCAGUAUCAGAAGCAAGCAAAAAAGUAUGGACAAGUGGUUGUAUUGAAAUUGUUAGAGCCUGGGCAGAGCGUAACCUCUACACAAUUGCAGGCAUUGCAUUAGGCAUUGCCUUGAGUCAACUAUUUGUUAUUUAUCUUGCAAAGACUUUAGAAGGGCAAAUCGAAUUGCAAAAAUCGCGCUGGCAUUCCUGAGCUUGACCUCAGGCCACCUACCGCUAUCAAAUCUCUUGCUCUACAAGCCGGAAGGUGGCAAACACUCGAAAUAUACGAGGCCAGGAGGUAGAAGCUAGUGUCAAUGCUCGAAUGGCCUUGCUUGUCCUCUUUGCAAUUUCUAUAUAUAUUCUUUGCAUUCUAUCACUGAUCAGGCUUGUUCUCUAUUUUAAAAACUAUUUUCACCUAUACCUAACAAAAGGUUGACUUGUCAACCAAACAAGCACUGGUUUCAUUCAAAUGAUGACUUGUAUUAGAUUUUGAUUAUUAAGAGCAUUACAAGAAAAAUACUUUUAAAAUAUGCAACUCGAGAUUAUACUUUUAGUUUAUUAAUUGUUCUUAUAUUAGGCAUUACAGUAAACAUCUUGAUAGUAAGUAUACACAUAUACUCCCUAAGGUUGCAACAUGCACCUAAUUGUACAUAAAAAUAACAGUAUUUAACCUUGAGGAGAAAACAUUUUCUUUUUGUUUUAAUUUUGAUUAAGUGAUUUUAACAGAUUUCAAGUAAAUGAUUGGCAGUAAUAAACUUGUUUGAAGAUAACCAGUUUCUACAUGAUUUAUUAAAGAUAAAUCAAAAUCUACUUAUUUUUCUUAAAGUCUAUUCACAAAAAUUAUAAUUUUUCUGUGAAUGAGGUCAGUGCAGUAUGAUUUUAUUUCUGUACAAUUUUAUACUGCCAAACUAUUGCAUUAAGCUUUAAUAAUCAAGAUCGUUUUGAAAAUUUGAUCUCCAUUAUAUUUUGAUCAUUAAAUCAAGCUAAAUCUCAUUUUUUUAAAUGAAAACCAUACAAUUAUAAUUUAUAAAAAGUAAAAUACUUUAAAAAUGCUAAGAACUAAAAAUAAUUAAUUAAUAUUGCCAUAUUUAUUGUAAACUUUGUUCGAUACAAAGAAAAACAGUAUCUUUGAAAUAUUAAUAAGAAGUAGUUUGAGUCCUUUUUUUAUUUAACAAGUGACAGAAGAUUUGUAUUUCAUGUAUACAAUGAAUGUGACUAUUGCACAGUAAUAAUGAGAAAACGCACACGUUUGAAAAAAGAAAUGCAUUUAGCCAUGGUCUCUUAUUUUAUAAUGAUUUUAACUAAAUCGUCUUAUGAUAAUUAUUAUAAGCAUAUUAAUUUGCUUAUAUGUUUAAAGCAAUUGAGAAUUUUAUAGGCAGAAUCUUCAUUGAUGGAUGUCUAGUGCCAAAACAACCAAAUAAAUUUACUUUUUAGUUUAAAAAAUUAGACAAUCAUUUUUUACACUGUUAUCUAGUAAAAAUAAAUUUUCUUCUGCUGAUACUACAAUAUAUUGAUAAGCGGAUAUUUUGUAAUUUUCAUUGAUUGAAUCUAUAAAUUUAUACAUGCAGCAAAACAAAAUUUAAGCAUUAAUGUGUUUAUACCAUAAAGUAAGUCGUGGAAUAAUUUAGGAUUGAACUUUUCAAAUAUUGUUUUAAUAAAAUCUUAAUACAAAAUAUGUGCAUCUAUUAUUUAUAUAAAGAAAAAUCAACUCUGUCAUUUGUCGAGUAUUCUAAAAUAAUGUCUUGACCAUCCACUAAAAUGCCAAUUCUAAAUAAUUCAGAUAAAAUUAUAUCCAUUUGAUUUGUUACAAUGUUUCCAUUCAGAUAAUGAAACAUUCGCAGUUUCUGGACAUUUGCUAGAUUGUUGGAAUUUGGAAUAUUUAACGAGUCCGAUAUAGAAUCAAUCACCUUGCCAAUGCUCCAAUUAACAGAAACAUAAGCACCUCUAGAACCAUCAAAGAUUUUAGAUCCAUUAUUAAUUGGUGGAUGCACAGAAAAAUAGCAACGAUCACCAACUGGAACAAUACUAGGCCCAACUGAUUUAUUUUUCAAUUUCAUUAACUGUACCUAAAAAUAAAAAUUUACCAUUUAAAUUAAAUGUA